AUGGAGGGUGAGAAGGUUCUUCUCCGAGUGUCGCCUAUGAAAGGCAUGAUGUGGUUUGGAAAAAAGGACGUCGAGCCCGAGUUUGUUGGGCAAUUUGAGAUCUUAGAGAGAGCUGGGGAGGUUGCUUAUAUGCUUGCAUUGUCUCCUAACCUAGAAGGAGUACAUCCGGUUUAUGAUGUUACUAUACUUGUCUGCAUGUUUGGUUUGGAGCCCGAGGGGCUCGGGAUGGGGGCACAGUUCGCAUUUGCGGCCUGUGUUUUGGAAUUGCAAUGGUCGCAAUUGCGAAUAAGAGUUCGCAAUUGCGGCACCUGCAGUUGUGUAAAAGAGGGAAAAAACUGGACAUAG
Nicotiana tabacum (common tobacco) is the source of this 345-nucleotide messenger RNA. The record is from RefSeq and is a predicted model, not a curated record. Lineage: Eukaryota; Viridiplantae; Streptophyta; Magnoliopsida; Solanales; Solanaceae.